GAGGUUCUGAUGAUGGCCGUUGUUGCUCAGUGGAUGGAGGUGGUGCAGGAACUGACUGCCAAAGUUCUGAGAGCAAAACCAUCCCUACAGGUCAGAGAUGGUUUGGGGAGCAGGGCUGGUUCUGAAGGAGGGCUGAUGAGAAGUGACGUGGAUGGACCCAUGGACCUGCAUGGAACCUUCCAGCAAACCCCUGUGAGCUGUGUGGGCCACUGGGAGCAGAGCAGCUCCAGGGUGGGCUUCCCUGUGAUGGAGAAGGGCAGUGGAUGCCAUCAUCCCGGGGAGCACACCGAGGGAUGUUCUCCUCUCCGCUUGAAUUCCUGCAUGGGAUAACACAGCUCUCAGCCAUCUGUUCCCCCCAUCUUCGUCCCAGUCACCCGGGCAUGGCACCAACACCAAGGCUGGAGGAGCGGCUGUCACCAAAAUACAGCUGAAAACGUUGAUUUCAUGGAAGUAUUCAUUGCCAGGUUUUUAUUUCUCAGCGCUGCUUUUAUGUCACCACCUCAUUUUCACUGCCACUGCUGUUUGUUCUCAGCAUUUGAUGUGGUUUAUUACUCAGAACCAGAGCUAAUACACUCAGCAGCCCAAGUUCUGCACUUGGAGAAGGGAUCAGUGAUUCAGCCCCAUGCUGGCUGCCCAACCCUCCGCUCAGCAGAGCAGCAGGCAGCCACGAGAGCAAUGCUUUCCAACAGGACUCGAUAUAUUUCAUCUCCUGACACUUCCCUUCACCCAACUUGAGGCAGAACUCAAGGCUCAGCCACAACCAGGACAGAACAGUCAGUGUUAAGCAGGACAAAGGCUGCCCCAUCAAUUGGGAAGGGUUGUGACACGAGCUGUGAUGCUGCGGUGGAGAGGGAGAGGAAAUUUGGGCAUCAUCAGCAGUUGGUGUUGUGAGACCCAUUUGCUCAUACGUGGAGCACUGCUAGCAAACCCUUAGCUGUGUGUUCUGCUCUGCUCUUGCCAUGAGUUGGCGUGGAGCUUGUCAGAUGCUUCUCAAAAUCUUGGAGAUCUUUGGAUUAACGCUGCAGUGGCAAGUGAAGAUUAGAAUGAAUUGCUUGGGAUUAAUUGCUUAGAAUCAAUUGAUUAGAAUUAGUCGGUCAGAGUGUUUACCCUGAGAUCACUGGAGGUCUUGGCAGAGCAGAUGCAGUUUUUGGCCGUGCUGGAAGAGCCGCAGGACGUUUCCAAUGCGGUUCUCUAUUCCCAGCUCACAGAAACAGCCCGUGGCAUUAAUUUCUGUGGGUUAUUCUGGGUUGUGCAAACCGGUGCUUCCCUUUGCAUCCUGAAGAGCAGCACCCUGUGAGUGCACAUGUGGGGCUUGCACUGCUUUUAUCAUCUGCAGAAGGAAAUAAUCCACCAAAGGUAACAACAGGGCUUAUCUCACUGAGGGCACACGGCACACGGGCAUUUGUCUGACUGCAUUUCUUUAUCUUGGUGAGGUUAAGCAAAACUCUCGGGGAGAUGACUGAUAGAAGUUUAUGUAAUUUUUGGUGAGUAUUUUAUCUGAGAUGAUCAUUUUUUCCCCCACUUUUGUGCUCUGUUUUGCCUGCAGAUGAUGUUAAAGUGAAAAGUGAAUACAGUGACAGAGAGGAGAAUGCUUUAAAUUCUGAGCGCAUGGAAAACCCGGAAGAAUCCGAAAUACCUUACAGCUACCCCAGAGAAUACAACGAAUACGAAGGCAUUAAGCUGGAAAGACACCUGGGCUCCUAUGACAACGCCAGGCCAGCGAGUGGGAAGAUGACCUGCGAUAUCUGUGGCUUAGCCUGCAUCAGCCUCAAUGUCUUGAUGGUUCAUAAACGUAGCCACACCGGUGAGCGGCCAUUCCAGUGUAAUCAGUGCGGAGCUUCCUUUACUCAGAAGGGUAACCUCCUCCGCCACAUUAAGCUACAUACAGGGGAAAAACCUUUUAAAUGUCAUCUUUGCAGUUAUGCCUGCCAGAGGAGGGAUGCGCUAACGGGUCACUUAAGGACACAUUCUGUGGAGAAGCCCUACAAGUGUGAGUUCUGUGGCCGGAGCUACAAGCAGAGGAGCUCUCUGGAGGAGCACAAGGAGCGGUGCCGCACGUACCUGCAGAGCACCGGCGGCUGUGAGCCGGCCAACGUGGAGGCAAGGCACAUCAAGGCUGAGAUGGGGACCGAGAGAGCCCUGGUGCUGGACAGGCUGGCGAGCAACGUGGCGAAGAGAAAAAGCUCCAUGCCUCAGAAAUUCAUUGGUGAGAAGCGGCACAGCUUUGACGUCAAUUACAGCUCAUCCUUCGUGUACGAGAAGGAAGGCGACAUCGUGCAGGGCCGCAUGAUGGACCAGGCCAUCAACAACGCCAUCUCCUUCCUGGGGGCCGAAGCCCUGCGCCCUUUGGUGCAGACCCCCCCGGCUCCCACCCCCGAGAUGGUCCCCGUCAUCAGCACGCUGUACCCCAUGGCUCUGCCCCGUGCCGACGUCCCCAACGGCAGCGAUGAGAAGAGCCACGUCCCGCUGCGGGAGCACGCCUUGUCCCCCAACAACAGCGGCCACGACUCCACGGACACGGACAGCAACCACGAGGAGCGGCCCAACCCCCCCUUCCCGCAGGGUCCGGUGCUCCCCGUGCCCCGCAACGGCCUGCCAGCCCUGAAGGAUUUCCCCCGGCCCUACGACAUCAUCAAACCGCCGGCCAUGUGCCCGCGCGACGCCUUCAAGGUCAUCAACAAGGACGGGGAGGCCAUCGGCGCGUACCGCUGCGACCACUGCCGGGUGCUGUUCUUGGAUUACGUGAUGUUCACCAUCCACAUGGGCUGCCACGGCUUCCGCGACCCCUUCGAGUGCAACGUCUGCGGGUACCGCAGCCACGACCGCUACGAGUUCUCCUCGCACAUCGCGCGCGGGGAGCAUCGCGUGCUGCUCAAAUAAACGGGCAUCACCAGGGCGCCAGCAAAACCCGCCUGGCUUUAAAGAGCUCAAACAAACACCAUCUCCUGUGUUUUUCUAUGCCAGUUUUGAGUGCCAAAAGGUGAUGACGCCUUUAUGUUUUCUAUUAUUUUUUUAACGAGAUUAUUCAGUGUUUUGUAGCAUCCAUGCCUAGCUGCUGUGCCGAGCGGUACUGUAUGAUGCGUACCAGAGGCACAGACUGGUUUUUAUAUGAACUUUAUGAAAAUUAAGAGCCUUUUAAGGUGUUUUUUAUUUUUUUAACGUGCAUUUGUUUUCAUGGUGUAUGCUUUAACGGCGUGAAAGGCUUUCAUUCCCCACUGCCAGCUGCUCUGCUUGGUCAGAUGUAUAGGAAGAACUUGUUCUUGCUGUUACAACCCCGACGGUCUCAUCACCAAAACACAGAAAACUUUGCCUGGGAGGGAUUAUUCAUUCAUUUUUAGAGGUUUUCCCCAAGUCUGAUGCACACACGGUCCCGUCCCGUCCGCCUCAUUUCUCACCACUCCGCCUCUUUGAAGCCUCUCCCCACGUGCACCUCACUGAGAGCAAAAGGAGCAGCAAAACCCAAUUUUGUCAGCAGCGCAUGUGUUCGGGAUACCCGCUUGGCUCUCCACGUGCCAGCUGGGGGAAAUCCCCACUUCCGUGGAUGGGAAGCCCUGAUGCAUGCCGCGAAGGAGGACAAAGCUGCAUUGGAGCUCGUGGCCACGCUGUGCCCUCUGUUUCCCCACGGCCACCAAACACAGAGCCACCCAUCCCACAGCAGUACCAGGAGAUCUCAGCACAUGUAUGUGGGAGUGUGCAGCUCCGUCUGCUCGGACGGGGGGAUCUCCCUGGGGCUGAAAGGCGCUGCUUUGCAACACGGGCGUCGGUGAUGACUUUGAAGCUGGUUUGUAAAAUGGUUCUUUUCAUCUAAUCACUGCUCUGCAGCUGUAUCAUUAGUCAUGGUGCGGGAGAUUGGUGUGAUAACGGUUCUGCUGAGCGUGGUUAUUCCUGGCAAAGUGUUUCUGUAUGGGCAGGAUGUGUUCCCGUGGACUUUUCGUGUCCCCUGUGCUGCUCCAUGCCAACACUGCUUUGGUCUUUGGCAGUGUGAUAUCUGUGGUGGUCCCUCUGCAAAGGGGGGGUCGGGGUGCAGAGCUCCAGAUGGAGUAUGAAGGGUCAGAAAUACCCAAUGUGAUUCUGCCUUUGGCCUUGCUCUGUUCCCUUGGGUGCUGCCUCCCUGAAGCUCAAGGUGCAAAGUGGAAAUUAUUCAUUUUUUCCCCACUAAUCACGGAAUCGUUGCGGCUGGAAAAGACCUCAAAGAUCACUGAGUCCAACCAAAGCCACGUCCCGGGAAGGAGAGAUCGGUCAGCUGCUUUGCAGAGCGCUGCAGGAGUGCAAGAUCCUGCUUAUCCACGGGGGUAAGGAAGGAGAACUGGUUUUGAAGCCUUGUGCUUGGGAAGGCUCAGUGCAGUCCCCAUUUUGGCCAGUGCUCUGCUCAGCACCCGUUCCCUCAUGCUGCUCCAUGGGGACACAGUGGUUCCACGCACGCCAGUCCUCAUGCAGCAAAAAGCAUCUCUCCAUUUGCACGGGGAGCAGCACGGAUUGCACACUGCUUUCCUUCUCACAUCACCACUGAAUCCAGGAAAACACCUCAGUUGCCCUUCGUUCCCCUCCAGGCAGGACCAGAUGCAGCCCACGGCCUCGGGAGCUCAGCAGGAGCAGCGCUGUGGGUUCUGUGGGGCUCAGGAGGAGCCCAAAGGCACCGUUUCCCACUGUGGCACCGUCGUGUUUUCGGGACAAGGCGCUCGUUUCGGUUCAGCCCGCGCUGUCUGGCGUUAAUGAGUGGUUGCUCAUUGCUGUUGAACAAUGACAUGUUGUGGAACUUUGACCCAGUCACCUAUUAAAAAUAAUGUGUAUUUCCA
Messenger RNA from Meleagris gallopavo (turkey), 4796 nucleotides. Lineage: Eukaryota; Metazoa; Chordata; Aves; Galliformes; Phasianidae. The record is from RefSeq and is a predicted model, not a curated record.